AUCAUACUCGCCACGUGUCUAAAACUGAUGCCGUUGCAGUAGAGUGAUGGUCAACGACAGAAAUCCGAAAAUUCGUCGUUCUGAUGUUUUCCUUUUUGAAGAAGAAGAAUCGUGAAACAGGAAAGACAGGUCGAACCUUCUCCAACUGAAGAUCUCUGAGCAAUCUCUGUUGGAAACUCAGGCAAAACCCAUCUCGACAAUCCUCGGAAAACAGAAAACACAGGUAGAACUUUCUCGGACGAGAUUCUAAGUACUCUUUUGCAUCUGGGGUUUUUGGGGUUAGUACCCAAGCAUCUGAAAUCUGAAUCCUUGAUCUGUUUUCUGUGUAAAGUUUUGAAUUUUUUUUUUUUUUUUUUUUUCACUCUGUUCUCUUGUGAAUGAGUGCAGAGGGGAUGGUGAAUGAUGUGGGAAACAAUCCGAAGUUAACGGUAUUGCCUCUAAUUGCUUUGAUUUUCUAUGAAGUAUCUGGGGGUCCAUUCGGUGUAGAGGAUUCAGUUAGGGCAGGAGGGGGUCCUCUUUUAUCUUUGCUGGGUUUCUUAGUGUUUCCCUUGAUUUGGAGCAUCCCAGAAGCUCUGGUUACGGCGGAGCUGGCCACGAGUUUCCCUGAAAAUGGUGGUUAUGUUAUCUGGAUUUCUUCAGCUUUUGGUCCCUUUUGGGGGUUCCAAGAAGGGUUUUGGAAAUGGUUUAGUGGGGUGAUGGACAACGCCCUUUAUCCUGUGUUGUUUCUUGAUUACUUGAAGCAUUCUUUUCCUUUAUUUAAUAGGUUAAUUGCUAGGAUUCCAGCUCUUUUAGGGAUCACAGUUUCAUUGACAUAUUUGAAUUAUAGAGGAUUGCACAUUGUUGGGCUUUCUGCUGUUUUGUUAGCUGUUUUCUCGCUUUUCCCUUUUCUUGUGAUGGCGAUUCUUUCGGUUCCUCAUAUAAGGCCUAAGCAGUGGCUAGUUGUGGAUUUUAAGAAGGUGGAUUGGAGGGGUUACUUCAAUAGCAUGUUUUGGAACCUGAAUUAUUGGGAUAAGGCAAGUACACUUACAGGGGAGGUAAAAAAUCCGAGUAAAACCUUCCCAAAGGCACUUUUUGGUGCUGUGAUUUUGGUGGUUUCUUCAUAUUUGAUUCCACUUUUAGCUGGUACAGGGGCUUUGCACACUUCAUCUAGCAAGUGGAGUGAUGGGUAUUUUGCAGAAGUUGGGAUGUUGAUUGGAGGAUUUUGGCUUAAAUGGUGGAUUCAAGCAGCUGCUGCAAUGUCUAAUCUGGGUUUAUUUGAAGCUGAGAUGAGCAGUGAUGCCUUCCAACUCCUUGGAAUGAGUGAGAUGGGAAUGCUUCCAGCCAUCUUUGCUUCAAGGUCAAAAUAUGGGACACCUACCGUAAGCAUUCUAUGCUCAGCCACAGGAGUUAUCUUCUUGUCUUGGAUGAGUUUUCAGGAAAUUUUAGAGUUCCUUAACUUCUUAUAUGCCAUAGGAAUGCUUCUUGAGUUUGCUGCUUUUAUAAAAUUGAGAUUAAAGAAGCCAGAUCUUCAUAGACCUUAUAGAGUUCCAUUGCAGACAUGUGGAGCAACAAUGCUUUGCCUACCUCCUGCAAUGUUGCUUAUUCUUGUAAUGUGCCUAGCUUCCUUAAAGACAUUCUUAGUGAGUGGUGCAGUUAUUCUUCUUGGGUUCUUCCUGUACCCAACUCUGGUCCAUGCAAAGAAUAGGAAAUGGACUCGGUUUGAAACAGAACAGCCAGCAGCUCUUUUAAGUACCAGCCUUGGAGGCCAUCUGGACGUCCCAGAAUCACGCCAAGAGGUGAUUGAUGAGGUCUCAGUUAGUCUUCUUCCAGCUUUGUCACCUUCAAAUAUAGAAAAAGAUGGCACUGAAGUCUUGUUGGAAGAGGAUUUAAAGUUAGAGUAAGGAUCACAAUAAUACAUUCUUCUGUAUAAUGAAUCAUGAUUCAUGAGGAAGUUUGAUUUCCUACUACACCACUCAGAAUAUGUACACAAUACCAUGUUUAACAUGGUGGUUAUCAACAAGAGUUAAAAGAUUGAAUAUUGUUAAAUUGAUGUACUUACGAGUUUCUUUAAAUUUUUU
This is a messenger RNA of Rubroshorea leprosula, 2057 nucleotides long. The record is from the annotation of a GenBank genome assembly. Lineage: Eukaryota; Viridiplantae; Streptophyta; Magnoliopsida; Malvales; Dipterocarpaceae.